This is a messenger RNA of Dunckerocampus dactyliophorus (ringed pipefish), 2043 nucleotides long. RefSeq names its product serine/threonine kinase 16 (gene stk16). The record is from RefSeq and is a predicted model, not a curated record. The coding region runs from base 259 to 1176 and encodes 305 amino acids. Gene Ontology annotation, biological process: protein phosphorylation. The transcript has 8 exons. Lineage: Eukaryota; Metazoa; Chordata; Actinopteri; Syngnathiformes; Syngnathidae. Gene Ontology annotation, cellular component: cytoplasm; Golgi apparatus. Gene Ontology annotation, molecular function: protein serine/threonine kinase activity; ATP binding.
AAUAUAUAUAUAUACUUGUAUAUAUGAAAUAUAUACAGUAUAUAUUAUGGCUAUAGCCUGUACGUCAUAGGGAUCAUUCACAUCCGGAUGGUGGCGGUAGUGCAUUAACAAAGUCUGCAUCCGCCGUUAAACGACAAGGAAGAAGAAGAAGAAGAAUACGCUCACGGCUAACCAGGAGGCUAACCAGGAAGCUAACUUGAGAAAAGGGAAACCGCGGUGACGAUAACAGGCUAGUUUUUAAACAAUGGUCCAGUCAAAAUGGGGCAGACCAUGUGUAUUUGCUCCCGUGGCUCCAUCACCAUUGAUAGCAAAAGAUACUACUUCUUGCAGAAACUAGAUGAAGGUGGUUUCAGCUAUGUGGACCUGGUUGAGGGGGUAAAGGAUGGGCGCUUCUAUGCCCUGAAGAGGAUUCUGUGUCAUGAUCGAGAAGGCCGCCAGGAGGCCCAGACUGAAGUGGAGAUGCAUCAGAUGUUUAAUCACCCCAAUAUAUUGAGCCUGGUGGCACAUACAUUUGUUGAACGCAAUGGAAAAAGUGAGGCCUGGUUACUUCUGCCUUACAUAACAAAAGGCAGUCUGUGGUCAGUCCUGGAGAAGCUUCGGGAAAAGGGAAGCUCAAUGCCUGAAAAACAGAUUUUAAAAAUCUUUCGGGGGAUCUGUUUAGGACUCAAGGCCAUUCAUGACCAAGGUUAUGCACACAGAGAUCUUAAACCUACAAAUGUGCUUCUGAAUGAAGAUGACAGUCCCGUCCUGAUGGACUUGGGCUCUAUGAAUAGAGCCCGAAUUGAGGUUCGAGGCUCCAGAGAAGCAAUGACCUUACAGGACUGGGCUGCCCAGAGAUGCACCAUUUCUUACCGUGCCCCUGAGCUCUUCAAUGUCGAGAGCUACUGUGUUAUUGAUGAGCGCACAGACAUCUGGUCACUCGGCUGUGUGCUAUACUGCAUGAUGGUGCUAGAGGGCCCCUAUGACCUCGUGUUUCAGAGAGGGGACAGUGUUGCCCUGGCAGUCCAGAACCCUGUGGUCAUCCCACAGCCAUGCAGUUACUCAGAGGGAGUGCAAUUGCUGCUGAGCUCCAUAAUGGCGUCAAAUCCUCAAGAAAGACCGAACAUCAGCUGGGUUCUUGACCAGGUACAGGACCUGCAGAGUUGCAGCCCAAACACCGAAACCAACAUGGUCUGAGCAGGACCUUUGCACACAUGGAGGAAUACCUCAUGUUUUAAGCUUAGAAAUCCAAAUAUUUUAUUUAUUGACUUGUGUAAAAGGCACAGACAUUACAUUUAGUCUGGGAAUGUUGAUGGCAUUAAAUAGAAUAUCCAUUUCCUGAUUUUGCUUUAAAUAACAUUUCUGUGUUUUGGAAAAUAUUCUAUAUGUGCCUUCUUUUUACAUUAGCUAAUUAUACGCCGUCAACUUGAUGUAGAGAGACGUUUUUCAGGAAGUGCCAGAAUUUGUGUGCAACCACUCGGUAGCCCAGCAAUCAUCAACGUUUGCUUUCUUUUUGCUCAAAUUUUGCUUGUUCAGGCAACGCAAAAUCAAUGUGGCAAGCGUAUUUGCUAAGGUUUGUUACGUAUGUGAAGGAGUCUAACUCUCUAGAAAGGGAUAAGCAUUUCCUAGUAGGACCAAUUAUUCUUUUAAGAAGACAUUAUUGAUAGAAUUUUAGUUUCUAUAACUAGAAAAUUGGUAGCCUUGUUGAUAUUAUAUAGAUAUUGUUUGUUAAUGCUCCUGUAGCUAUACACCGAUGAGAUGACAUUCUCUACCCAAAGAAAUUUGAUAGGGAAUGUUACCUUUUAAUUAUGUAGUUAUUAUAUUUGAACAUCUUCAUUUUGGUGUAUAAGGUUUCUUUGCACACAUGUUCUUCAAUAUUAAUGGAAUCCAUCCCUCUCAGUUAGGUCCACACCUGCGUAAAUCCUCUUGCUGCAAUACCGCUUUUAAACAAACGGCGGCGCUGCAUCAUCACAGUAGACCCAAGUUUCCUGGCGGUAGACUUGAUUGUUUGAACAACUGUCUGCUUCACCUUGUUCAAAAUGGGAAAAUACGUGGUGGUGGUGG